GGCUCGGCAGAUGUUUUGUCUACUGGGGCGGGAGCGUCUUCUGAAGUCCUGUGUCCUGGCCUGUACUCAGGCCCCGUCGGGGCCGGGGCAGCAGUUUCAGAAUGCCCAACUGGGGAGGCGGCAAGAAGUGUGGGGUCUGCCAGAAGACCGUGUACUUCGCGGAGGAGGUUCAGUGCGAGGGCAGCAGCUUCCACAAGUCCUGCUUCCUGUGCAUGGUCUGCAAGAAGAACCUGGACAGCACGACCGUGGCCGUGCACGGGGAAGAGAUCUACUGCAGGUCCUGCUACGGCAAGAAGUACGGGCCCAAGGGCUACGGGUACGGCCAGGGCGCCGGCACGCUCAGCACCGACAAGGGGCAGUCGCUGGGCAUCCAGCAUGAGGAGGCCCCCAGCCACAGGCCCACCACCAACCCCAACACGUCCAAGUUCGCCCAGAAGAUGGGAGUCUCCGAGCGCUGCCCCCGCUGCGGCCAGGCGGUCUACGCGGCGGAGAAGGUGAUCGGUGCUGGCAAGUCCUGGCAUAAGUCCUGCUUCCGAUGUGCCAAGUGUGGCAAAGGCCUGGAGUCCACCACCCUGGCCGACAAAGAGGGCGAGAUCUACUGCAAAGGAUGCUACGCUAAGAACUUCGGGCCCAAGGGCUUCGGCUUCGGACAGGGAGCAGGGGCUUUGGUCCACUCUGAGUGAGGCUGCCGCUGCCCCGCCCGCCCGCCCUGUAUCCGCCUCCCCUCCCCCAGCCUUGGCCCCUGCGGCCCCUCUUCUCAGCCCUGCCACACGUCACCAGUGACCAGAACUUGAUGUCUGGCCCCUUAUGGUUUGGGGUCUGUCUGAAGGCCCCCCUCCCAGGGGCUCCCCUGCCUGGGGUCUUCCCAAGAACCCCACUGAUUUUGGUCCCCCCACACCCGCCCUGCAGGCCUCUGUUAGCCUCCUUGGCUGAGCGUCCACCAUCAUCCGGCGAAGACCUGAGUGUACAUGUCAGAGCCCACAGGGGAGGCUGUGGUCCAUCAGCCCCAGAGUUUCACCUCUGUGGGAAGGAGGGUGGGCUUCUUGGUGUCCCUCAGAACAGGCCUGGGAGUUCCCCCAGCUCGGGAGUCACUGGAGGGGGCAGGGGGACAGAGAGGCACGAGGCCGGGUCGUGGGCUGCAGGAGACACCUGCGUGUCUAGGCCGUGACCUUGAGGCUGUGGGGAACAUGACCUUCCUGCCAGGGUGGGAGAACACCCAGGUCUGAGAACCCCAGGAUGCGGUCUGACCUCCCCAGCACCUAGUUCCCUGUUUGAUGGAGGUCCCGAUGAAGCACCCAAACACACACUCCUGUUUGUCAGAGGCCCGAAGCUGAGGUGGGGUGGCUCUGCUCUGAACCCGCGGUCCUGGGCUGCAGCACCAGCAGCUCCCCUGUCCCCACACACCCGGGCCCGUGCCCUGCCGCCUGCUUGACCCCCAGAUGUGAGGACACACAGCCUCAGUCCUGGGCACCCCUCCCCUCUGCACCCGGACCUCAGGACCUUCCUGCCCACGCAAGGCUCGCCCCUGCCACCCCCCUUCCUGAGGACCCUCGCUGGCCACAUCGCCCCGUUCCUUCCAGGCCCCAGGUCAGGAGCAGGCGAGGGGAGAGGCCUCGCCCCCCCCAGGGUUGGGAAGAGGCUGAGAUGGAGCUGCGGCCUGGGAGGCAAGCUGAUCCCUCCUCUGGUCAAUAAAAGCUGUUAUGACA
Molecule: messenger RNA, 1706 nt
Organism: Molossus molossus (Pallas's mastiff bat)
Lineage: Eukaryota; Metazoa; Chordata; Mammalia; Chiroptera; Molossidae
Gene: CSRP1
Product: cysteine and glycine rich protein 1
Exons: 6
Coding region: 102-683 (193 amino acids)
Biological process (GO): muscle tissue development; sarcomere organization
Cellular component (GO): nucleus; cytoplasm; Z disc
Molecular function (GO): structural constituent of muscle; actinin binding
Source: RefSeq, a predicted model, not a curated record